UCAAUGGAGAAACGACUCCGUUCGUCGCUGCAAUCCUCCGCCGAAGAAUUCCUCUCAGUCGUGACCAAAUUGCCGCUUAAAUCUUCCAAAGCCGCCAUCAAAAGCUCGGUCAGCACCUUAAUUAAACCCUCGUCGGAUCUAAUUUCCACUCUCCCCCUCACUCUCCGAGAUUCCAUUUCGCGCUCCAUUUCCAAAUUCAAAAGCCACUCCGAUUCCUCCUGCGCGGCGGCAUCUCCAUUGACGCCUCCGGCGAAGCGUGUCCGCAGAUCUGCUAGGAACAAGAGAGACGAUGGCGACGAUAAUGGAGGACUGUCUGCCGCCGAGAAAAUCCAGGUUUAUACCUACGUCUUGCACCUAUGCGUCUUCCAUCCGAAGAAUGUGUUCACCGUUUCUGAUUUAUUGCCUGCCGCGCAAGAGCUGCAUGAUAAUUUGAUUCUGUUCGAGUCUGACUCGAGUUUGCUUUCGGAUAUCGCUAAUCUAUGUGAAGAGUGGUGGAAGGCGGGUUUAUUGGGGAAAGAAACCCUAAUUUCUCAAUCCUUGCCAGUUAUUUUGUCGCGCUCUCUGACUUUGAAGAAGAAAGUGGAUGUCCACAGAGUUUAUAGUCUUCGAGAAGCUUUCUCGUUGUUUGAUUUUGAGGAUGAGAGCAUCGAGGACUUGAAACAUCUGCUUAUUCGCUGCAUGAUUUCACCUCUGUACUUGAAGACAGAGGAUGGUAGGAAAUUCAUCGCUUUUCUGUUCGGUCUUAGCAUGCAGCUCAUUAAGGAAUUGUGUGCGAUGAUAAAAUCGCAGAUCCCGUUUGGGCGAAAAUCAAUGUUAGAGGCAUAUGGUGAAAUACUCUUUAGAGGAUGGAAGACGGUGGAGAGUGAACGCAAGGAGGAGAUUGAGAAUGGGUUCUUACAAGAGUUAGUGGAGGGUGCUAUAUACGCCAGCUCGCCAGAAUUAGCAGCGUCGAUUAGAAGGAUUUUAUGGGCCUUUGUUCAGCAGAGAACGACAGAGGGAGUAGAGAAACUGAUAUUUCGUUUGGCGGAGCCAGUGGUUUUCCGGUCACUACAGGUUGCUAACUCAAAUGUUCGCCAGAAUGCGUUGCACUUACUUUUGGACCUGUUUCCUUUGGAAAAUCCUGAUGCUACUAAGGAGGCUAAAGAUACACUACUGGAAAAGCAAUUUUUUCUGUUGGAGAAGUUACUCUCUGAUGAAUGUCCAGAUGUGAGAGUUGUAGCAGUAGAAGGCAUUUGUCGAACUCUUCACCUGUUUUGGGAAGUUGUUCCUUCACCUACCAUUACAAAGAUGAUUACCAGAAUUUUUGAUCACAUGAUUUAUGAUGCUUGCACUGAGGUCAGACUCUCAACAGUGAAUGGCAUUAUAUAUUUGCUUGGCAAUCCUCAGUCUCAUGAGGUCCUUAAAGUGCUUUUACCAAAACUUGGGAAUCUGAUUACGGAUUCUACAUCAGUAGUACGUGCUGCUGUUGCUGAUCUCCUUCUCCUGUUAAACGACAUUCGGAAUUUUCAUUUCCAUAAGGUAGUUCCCCUGGAUGUAUUGAUUUCAGCUCUUGUCGACGACCAAGCAGUUAUUGCAAGGAAAAUCACAAGACUUCUUGUACCAUCUUAUUUCCCCUCCAAAGUGACUGAGGAAGAAGCAUGUAAGCGUGUUAUCACUCUUAUGAAAAGGUCUCCUACGGCUGGAGCGAGAUUUUGUGAGUUUGUAGCACUGGAAGGAGCUUCUCUGAGAUCUCUUAUGAGACUUUUUAAAGUAUUUAUUGGUUUGAUUGUCUCAUCUGCUAAGCUUAGUGAAGAGCAGAUAGAGGGUUUACUUGUUGCCUCUUCUCACCUUUGUACUGUUCUUUCGAAGGAUGCAUCUCUCCUGGCAGCCCUCAAGGAAGAGUUGUCUGCAAAAAAUUUAAAGGCCCUUUUUGCUGUUGCUUCCUCUACACGUGCUCAGUCUUCUGUCUGCAACAUUAUAUCACUUGCAUCUCCAGAUGCUGCAGGUGACCUUUUUGAAAACUGCAUGGACUUGAUCAAAAAAUACAGCAGUUUACUAGACGAUACCGAAAAGCAAGCUGAAGUGAGGCAUGCCCAUAAGAUGAUUGUAUCGAGUGGUUGGUUUGAUGACAUGUUUGAAGAUAUGGUUGGAUUUCUGCAAAGAGCUGCCCACGGUUGCCAUGUAAAAUUUGGAAUAGGUUUAGGAAAAGAAAGUACAAAUUCCACCACAAGAACCAAGAAAGGAUCUUCUACGAAAAUUUCAUCGAAGUUGAAACAUGGCAAAGGUAAAAAACCAUCUGCCACUAGUGAAAACAGAUUUUUAGAAGAUUAUGCUCUUGCUGUGGGGCUUGCAUGGCAGAUCAAGGACUUGCUUCUGUCUGACGGUACAAGGAAAGCUAUAUUAGGUUCUCGAAACUUAAAACAUGCAUACUCAGCGUUGAAGGUCAUUUCUGAAGCGAGUAUUCUGCAUUCCUUGCAGUACGAAGAUUUAAACACAUUUCCUGUUUCUGCAUACACAGCUCUGACUCUGCAUAUGUCUCUUCAUAAUGUCAAGGCAGAUGUAAGUGGGGACCCUACUCAGGAUAACUCCUCAGAUUUGACGCUGAACCAUCUGCUUGACUGUGCAUAUAACCUAUUCAAAUCCAAAAAUGACAAGAAGUCUGGCAAGUGUACUUCAGGUUCAUCACCUCACACUAGCAAAAUACAACCUGAAUCCAGUACAAGUACACAAGAAUGUCAAACAGGUACCAGUUUGACAAAACAAAUAAAUAUAAAUACAAUUAAGGGGUUAACUUCAAUUCUGAAGUUCAUAGUUGAUGCAACUGCAAUGGACCUUGUUCCUCGCUAUCAAGAUAGAUGCUUGACUUUCACCACUGAAAAUCUGAGAUUCGUCAUUACAAAUUUGAAUGAAAUAUCCACGGAUGAGUCACAGCUCUUCCAAGAUGACCUGAAAGAUCUAAUUAUUUGUCUGAAGAGUUCAUUCACAUAUGGAGCCAAGUUAGUUAGCGUAGUGCUUAAAGCUGGUGAAGUUUCAUCUCUUCAGCAAGGAGCUUACUCUCUUGCGAAUGAACUUCUCAAUCUCCUAGUUGCAGUCGAAGAGCAUCUUGGGUACGCAUGCGCUGCUCGUUUCUCCACAGUUGUUGAGCCAUGGCUUCCUGAUCUGGCUCUAGCUCUGGGAUCCAGCUGCUUGCUGGAGCAGAAUACGGAUGAGGGGUUAACUUUUGAUUCAUCCAAGAAUCCCACACUGCAUGUCCCUUCUUGGUUUCACACACUAGCAAGGAUUGAGCUUUGUGAACUUAGAAGCACUGGCUCAACUGAGGAGAUUGAGCAUCCAAAUGACUUUCUAGCAUUCAAGGGACUCGUCGAAACAAUGUCAAAGCUACUGGGUGUGAAUGCUGAAAUACUAGAUGCUGUGGGAGUUACAUUCUUAACUGGUUCACUAAGUGCAUUACGAAGCAAGAAUCUCGACACGGUCUUUGGUGUUCUGCAUUUUGUUUGUAGGAAACUAAUCAGAGCUCAGGACUGGAAAGAACUCAAGUUCAUGCUGGCAUCUGUCGAAAAGGUCUACGGCGAGCUGGAGAGGGAAGCUGACAAGGAAGAUAUCAGUGAGGAUGAUAGGCAAAGGUUAAAUAGUGCAAAGACAUUGCUUGAGCCUGUCUGGACUUCAUUUAUUUAUGAACAAGGGAGGCAUUCAAUGGAGGAGGAAUGACACCUAGCUAGGUUCAACAUUAUUAUUAUCUUUUUUUAUAAAUGUUAGAAUUGUGUAUUCUUACAGCGCAGUUUAUUUUGUAAUAAUUUUGAAAUUAGUUUUUUAAUCCAAAGAUGGUGGUGUUGUAUUUAAACCUUCCAUCGUGUAUUAUU
Messenger RNA from Salvia hispanica, 3839 nucleotides. It is a transcript of the gene HEB1, whose product is annotated as ARM repeat superfamily protein. Lineage: Eukaryota; Viridiplantae; Streptophyta; Magnoliopsida; Lamiales; Lamiaceae. Gene Ontology annotation, biological process: mitotic sister chromatid segregation. Gene Ontology annotation, cellular component: condensin complex; nucleus. The record is from RefSeq and is a predicted model, not a curated record.